Emiliania huxleyi CCMP1516 is the source of this 744-nucleotide messenger RNA. RefSeq lists its product as hypothetical. Bases 51 to 215 code for a protein of 54 amino acids. NCBI's taxonomy places the organism in Eukaryota, Haptophyta, Isochrysidales, Noelaerhabdaceae. The record is from RefSeq and is a predicted model, not a curated record. The transcript has a single exon.
CCUGCUCGUGCAGGCAGAUUGAGAAUGCGCAGCUACUGAUCAGCCCGCCAAUGCGGCUCCACUGGCUGGCCCCGCUGCAGCCCUGUUGGCUCGCUUCGUUGCCUACGGUGCUCCUCCAUUCUCACUCCGCCCGCUCGCUCCAUUGGCUCGCUCCGCGCUCGCUCCAGCCUCGCCGCUCCGCCAGCUCGCUCAGCGCGGGCCGCUCCGUACAGUAAGCGCUCUUCGGCACACUCCGUUGGCUUGUUCGGUUGGCUCGCUCCGCUGGCUCUCUCCGCUGGCUCGGUGGCUGGCUCUACAGCCCAGAGCCUACUCUCGCUCCGCUCCGCUGGCUCGCUCCGCUCCGCUGGCUCGCUCCGCUCCGCUGGCUCGCUCCGCUCCGCUGGCUUGCUCCGCUCCGCUCACUUGCUCCGCUCACUUGGUCCGCUCCACUGGCUCGCUGGCUCGAUGACUUGGUCCGCUCCGCUCACUUGACCCUCACGCUCCCUGCCCGCGCGCCCAUCGGUGCCGCGCUGAAGGUCUGCCUCACUGGCACGACAAGGCGCCCCGCACAAAGAACACCGACAUACCCACACCACCCGUCGCCCUGUGCCGCGAGGGGGGGCGGGCCAUCAGGAUCAGCUCUGGCGAGCGCUUGAGGCUGGGGUUUGGGCGGGGUUUGGGCGGGGGUGGGGCGGGGGUGGGGCGGGGGUGGGGUGGGGGUGGGGUGGGCGGGGGUGGGGCGGGCGGGGGGCGGGGGGUGCGGCG